Salvia splendens (bonfire salvia) is the source of this 345-nucleotide messenger RNA. Its product is annotated as RING-H2 finger protein ATL74. NCBI's taxonomy places the organism in Eukaryota, Viridiplantae, Streptophyta, Magnoliopsida, Lamiales, Lamiaceae. The transcript is spliced from 2 exons. The record is from RefSeq and is a predicted model, not a curated record. The coding region runs from base 1 to 345 and encodes 114 amino acids.
AUGGAAAUAAUCAUAUCUAUGAUUAUACUAUUUUUUGUGGUAGCCAUUUUGGUAACCAUUCAUUGUUGUGUUGUGAGAUGGGCUUUUAGUGAUGAUCUGACAGCUGGGAGGCCGUCUUCGCCUUACCAAACUCCGAGCAUGAAGCUGGAGGAGAUCAAGAAGCUCCCAUGCUUCGAUUACAAAGCGGAGGAGGAGAAAGAGAUGACGAAGAAUUCGGAGUGUGCAGUUUGCUUGGAGAUCUUUGCUGUGGGUGAAAAAUGCAGGAUUUUGCCAAAAUGCAAUCACAGUUUUCAUGCCAAAUGCAUAGAUUCUUGGCUUUUGAAGACUGCUGCUUGUCCAGACUGA